Lolium perenne is the source of this 505-nucleotide messenger RNA. The record is from RefSeq and is a predicted model, not a curated record. Lineage: Eukaryota; Viridiplantae; Streptophyta; Magnoliopsida; Poales; Poaceae.
UCCUCCCAUCCAAGACUGCCGUUAACGUUUCUUCCAUCGGAGCAAAAUGGAAGACGCGACGCCACUUGGUUUCUUCCAGCGGAUAUCCACCUGCGACGUGUCCCUAAGGAAGCGGCAGCGGCAGAUGCGUGAUCGCGCCAUGGCCUCCUCCGACCCUGCGGCGCCACUUCUUUUGCUGCCACCGCCGGGGCCUGCGCCGGUGUCAUCAGAGGCCAUGUCCAAGCCGAGCCCCACGAUCGUCGACAACAUCCUGGGCAUGCUCAGGUCUGGCCAGGCCUUCAUUCGCGGCGCCUUCCCCUUCUGGGGCAACUCCGGAUACGCGACUCCUCCCAGGCAGACGCCGCCGCCGCAGGGGCAGAACCACCACAACCGGCCUGGUGAAAUCAUGAAGCGGCUGCAGCGCGAAACAUUCCCCGAUGUCAUGAGGCUCAUGGACAAGCACGAGCAGAUCGAGCGCAUCCUCUCCAUGUACAUGAACGGCAAGGGCACUGGUGGAAAAACAGGC